Sceloporus undulatus (fence lizard) is the source of this 1893-nucleotide messenger RNA. It is a transcript of the gene GSC2, whose product is annotated as goosecoid homeobox 2. The coding region runs from base 881 to 1531 and encodes 216 amino acids. Gene Ontology annotation, molecular function: RNA polymerase II cis-regulatory region sequence-specific DNA binding; DNA-binding transcription factor activity, RNA polymerase II-specific. The transcript has 3 exons. Gene Ontology annotation, biological process: regulation of transcription by RNA polymerase II. NCBI's taxonomy places the organism in Eukaryota, Metazoa, Chordata, Lepidosauria, Squamata, Phrynosomatidae. The record is from RefSeq and is a predicted model, not a curated record. Gene Ontology annotation, cellular component: nucleus.
GAGUGGGUGGGGUGGGAGACGGGAUCCAAAUGGCACAACUUUUCUUGUACUCUAAAGAGCAAAUAAAUUGGCAUCGGGAAAAAGCCCUCACCUUGCAAAGCGUUUGGAUUGCUAGUGUCAUUUUCUGUUUUCUAUUAUCCUGCUAAACCUCCCCCCCAUCUCUACCAGCAUCCCCAUAUUGUGCGAUAUGACAGUUCCCUUUUGAUGGGAAGGCUUUCAUUUGGUCGAAGGGAAGGGGAAAAAAGAUAAUUUGCUCUUCUUUUUAAAAAGGAGUUAAUCCUUCUGGGCCAUUUCUGGCCUGGUGAAACAGCUUUUCUCUCUCCGCUCCCCCCGCCUUUCGAUUCCCUCCCCAUCUUGAACUGGAAGCUUCAGACACAAUGGGUAUCAUAACCACCUCAAAUCUACACUUGAGAUAGAGAAAUCAGAUUUCCUUCUAGAGUCAUUUCGGCCGGAUUAGCUAAAUCUUAGAUCCACACUAACCCUUCACAAAGCUGUCAAGAUUAGUUAGAAUGUAUUUUAUUCCAACAAGGGGGGUUUAUGGUUGUUGUUUUUUUCCUUUCCAAGAAGGAUUAUAUAGAUAUAUACGUAUAUAUUUAGGAGGUGCUUGGGUGUCAAGCAGCAAGCUUAGUUGGACAGAGGCGUAGGGCAAGGAGGCGGGGGGGGUAUACAUGUAUUUGGGUUGGCCUGGAAGCACACCAAAUAAAAAGGCAGGGAAGGUUUGAAUAAGACGCGUGGGCCACGCACAGAAGACAGUUUCUUAGUCCUCUUGGGCAACGGUCACUGUGGGGUUUGGUAAAAACGGGUUUCUUGGUUCUGCCAUUACAGAAUUAGGCCCUGUCCUGUAACGUAGAAGUGCUCCGGUUUCCAGACACCACUGAGGAUGUCUGGAGAGACUCCUUCAGACGGAGAUCUUGGGAAGAGUAGUAUCAAGAGAUCGUGCUCCUUCACCAUCGAGAACAUCCUUGCAGACCGAAGACCCCAGGUCCUUCUCCCGUUCUAUUUCCGAGGGGUCUUGGACUGUGAACCCAAAGCGCUCAGUGCCCUGGGGAGCAUUGCCGCCAGCUCGCUGCAAGACGAGGAGGAAGCUGACGAGGUGGAUGUUGGGCAAUGCAGUUGCUGUUGCUGCUCUCACAGCAGCGCUCCUUCGUGGCCGGAGACCCCCAACUGGUUCGCAGAUGCCAGGUUUCCCUGGCCCAUGCGGCUCUUCCAUCCCAUUGGCAGGCCGUGCAAGAACCCUCGUGGGAGUCAGAGCGAGCUGCAAACUUUUCACCAGAUCCAGCGACGGACCCGCCGACACCGGACUAUCUUCACUGAGGAUCAGCUCCAGGCCCUGGAGGCCCUCUUCCAUCAGAACCAGUAUCCCGAUGUCAUCACCCGAGAGCAUCUGGCCAACCGGAUCCAUCUGAAAGAGGAGAGAGUGGAGGUUUGGUUUAAAAAUCGUCGCGCCAAAUGGCGGCACCAGAAGAGAGCCUCGGCCUCAGCGCUCAUCCUUCAAGGCUCCAAGAAGCCAUCAGAGGGAAGCUGCUCCUGAAGAGGAGAGUCCUUUGACUGGGCUAACCUUAGCAGCCCUUUUCUUUCUGUGUAUAAUUUUGGAUUAGAAUUAGAGGGGGAGAAAAAAGAAGAGAGAUGCCUUUCCAAUUCCAGGGCCUUUUCAUGCAACACAGUGAUUCCACUUGAACACUUCUGGCUAGUGUAGUCUCUGGAGAUUUGUAGUUUGUGGAGGCACUUGGGGCACUUAAUGGCUGGGAAUACUCAAGGCUCCUCCCUGAACUGCGAAUCUCAGGAGUCCGCAAGGAUGGAACCAUACCAGUUAAAGCAGAAUCGUAGUGCUGCAACAACAUCUUUUUAAAGGCUUUAAAUGUCAGGGGAGGGAGUAAUAAACAUUGUAUUGCG